Molecule: messenger RNA, 1580 nt
Organism: Bactrocera tryoni
Lineage: Eukaryota; Metazoa; Arthropoda; Insecta; Diptera; Tephritidae
Product: T-box protein 2-like
Exons: 5
Coding region: 151-1536 (461 amino acids)
Biological process (GO): heart development; positive regulation of DNA-templated transcription; cell fate specification
Cellular component (GO): nucleus
Molecular function (GO): DNA-binding transcription factor activity, RNA polymerase II-specific; RNA polymerase II cis-regulatory region sequence-specific DNA binding
Source: RefSeq, a predicted model, not a curated record
GUGCUCGCAGCAAUAAUAAUACGCAUAAGCUAAACAGUUGUGUGGAAAUACUUUAAAAUUUAAGCGGUGACUGUGUGUGGCAAGAUAACAAAAAUUAAUUAUAAGUGGAAGUGUGCUAACUAACAGAACCCAAAAAACAUAUCAGUGAAAAUGCUAAGCAUGACGGAGUUUGUGGAUAUGAGAAUGCAGCAGCAGAUCGCGCAUGAAUUAUAUAGACAGCAAAUUAUGCAGCGUAUACCGGAUCCAUUUCCACCUAUGCUGCCGUUUCAUAUGCCCCAUCACUUAAUAGUGCCACAACGGCCGGCGCUGCCUGGUGUAAAAGCAAAAUUGGAAAACGACGAACUGUGGAAACAGUUUCAUCGAAUCGGUACGGAAAUGAUCAUUACAAAGAGCGGAAGGCGCAUGUUUCCAUCGAUGCGUGUGUCCGUCUCUGGUCUCGAAAACGAAGCGAAUUAUUGUGUUUUGCUCGAAAUGGUUCCCGUUGGUGAUUGUCGCUUUAAGUUUUCUGGCUCACAUUGGAUACCUGCUGGCGGUGCUGAGCCUCAGAGCCCCCAGCGCAUGUUUCUGCAUCCCGACAGCCCAGCCACUGGUGCACAUUGGCAAUCCCAAGCCAUUAUUUUUAACAAAGUUAAACUCACCAAUAAUACACUGGACAGCAAUGGACAUAUUGUGCUCGCCAGCAUGCAUAAGUAUCAACCGCGUCUGCACAUCAUCCGUACCUCAGACCUAACGCAGCUGCCGUGGUCUCCGCAACAGGCUUUCGUUUUUCCCGAAACAGAAUUCGUUGCAGUUACUGCUUACCAGAAUGAUCGAAUUACAAAGUUAAAGAUUGAUAACAAUCCCUUUGCCAAAGGAUUCCGUGAAACCGGUCAGUCACGUUGCAAGCGCAAGCUAAACACCUUGAAUUCCGACGAAGAGGAUUUAGGCGAAAAUCCAUCCAGUCCCAGCAAAAAUUCAUUUGUGUCUAGCGAGGAUGAUCGUAUCAGCGUGAGCAGUGGCCGGAUGGACUCGUCAUCAAUAAAACGCUGCCGCUCGUUCGACUCUUACGAUGAUGAUAUUUAUCUAAACUCGAGCAGUUCACGUAGCUGUGAGAGUAUGUCGCCGCUGCAAUAUGAUGAAACAAUGUACUCGGCAAUGGCAAUGUACCACAGAGACCCCAUGCAGUAUCAAUUCUUAAAUAGUCCGCCCAUAGAUAUUGCUGCCGCUACAUAUUUAGCCGCUGCAGCCAACAUCAAUCCACCAAUGUCCUCUCCACCAGAUGGAAUGGAGCCGUUGUUAGCGCAUCUGCCUCAAAAACGAAAUUUACAGACGCACUUGCCAUAUUCGCGGCUGCCUCAUCUUCUACCCGCUACCGAUAUUACGCCGACAGUUAAAACAUUAGGAAAUCCUGCUGCCGCGACGCAUAUAAUUGAAGAACAAACUGCAGAGAGUCCAGAAAUAUUAUCCGAAACCACCAGAACACAUAACGAAGAUGAAGUAGAGCCGAAACAAACGAAGCGCAAUAACUUUAGCAUAUCGGCGAUUUUGGCGUUCUAAAAAUUUCGUUUUUAAUCAAUUAUGUUCUAAGUUUUUCUGGCGCA